Messenger RNA from Portunus trituberculatus (swimming crab), 1368 nucleotides. RefSeq names its product R-spondin-4-like. The record is from RefSeq and is a predicted model, not a curated record. Bases 464 to 1051 code for a protein of 195 amino acids. The transcript is spliced from 4 exons. Lineage: Eukaryota; Metazoa; Arthropoda; Malacostraca; Decapoda; Portunidae.
GUAUCCACCUGUGUCCACCUGUGUCCACCUGUGUUCACCUGUGCUCCCACCUCACCUGGCCUUUCUACCUAAUUGACCUCAAAUGAUAUAAAUACUAACUUAAUCCUAAUACUUAUUUAUACACACUUAAACUUAACCUAACUUGACUCAAAGUAACUUAACCGAAUCUUAAAUUUAAUCUUAUCUAACUUCAUGAAACCUAUUUUAACCUAACUUAACUUAAUCACACCCUAACUUAACUUCAAAUAACCUAAUCCAACCCUAAGUUAACCUGACAUAUCCACAUUUAACCUAACAUAACAUAACUUAAUCUAAUACUAACCUAACCUAACCUAACCUAACCUAACCUAACCCAACCCAACCUAACCUAACCUAACCUAACCUAACCCAACCUAACCUAACCUAACCUAACCUAACCUAACUGCAGUGGAUCAGGGAAUGGUGGUGAAAGUCCAGAGGGAGUAUGGUGGAGGUGGAGGGGCCGGGUGGAGGUGACAAGGCAGGAGGAGGAGGAGGAGGAGGAAGAGGUGGAGGAGGAGGAGGAGGAGGAGGACACAGCAUGGUUUCCUCUCAGUUUAUGUUAAUGAAUCACUUUUUCCUCGCUCUUGUUCAUAAUUCGCCUGAACCAGGGACACUGCACGACUAUAACAGUGUGGCGGUGGACGUGGGAUGCGCGGCGGGGUGUACGCUGUGCUCUCCAAUGAACGGGUGUCUAUCCUGCGAGGCGCCUUAUUUUUUAAUGCUGCACAGGGACGGGGCGCGCCAGACUGCCUCCUGCGCCAAGACGUGUCCCAGGGGCUUCUUCAAGGUCAGGAAGAAGAGGAACGGCUUCUGCACUAAGUGCACGAUGCUGGGCUGUGAGGAGUGCCUGGGCCCUCACUACUGCUCCACCUGCCAACAACACUACUUCAACUACUUCGGUAAAUGCAUCAGAGAAACGGCAGGUAACAGCAGCACAGACCCCCAUAUGAGCACCACACUGACGAAGACGAUGACGAAGGAAGAAGAAGAAGAGGAAGGAGAAGGAGGAGAAGGAAGACGAAGAAGAUGAAGCAAACAAAAGAGAAGAAGAGAUGAAGAUACAACCAUCAUCACCACUUCAAAACACCACCACAACUACUACUACUGCUACUACUACUGCUACACCAUCUAAGGGCAUCGCAGUAGCCUCUCCUUCGCCCCCUCCGUCAGACAGGGCGCGGCGACCCCCACACUCAGGGAGGGACGUGCCAGACCCUGCAGAACAAGACGAAGAAGAAGGAAGGAGAAACAAGGAAACAGAGACACAGUAGAAGAGAAGAAAGGGAAAAAGAAGACAGGGAGAAGAGGAAACAGAAGAGAAUGCACUAGAAGAGAGAGAAGGAGAAA